Molecule: messenger RNA, 1038 nt
Organism: Hippocampus comes (tiger tail seahorse)
Lineage: Eukaryota; Metazoa; Chordata; Actinopteri; Syngnathiformes; Syngnathidae
Product: C-type lectin domain family 4 member M-like
Exons: 6
Coding region: 63-986 (307 amino acids)
Source: RefSeq, a predicted model, not a curated record
UGAGGGUAAGUCUUUUUCAGUAAGACAGGGAACUAACACAUUAGUACGCAGUUCCUGCAGCAAUGGAGGAUCAGCCGAAAGCUACUGAGCGCAGUGUAUCUUUUGUGCCAAAGUCAUCUCAAGUUUUCUUCAACCCCAGCGGAGACUCUCGCUCUCGCUGUGACUUGUUUGGGCAAGGUGCAGAUGGACGUCACCGCAUGGCCAUAUUAUGUCUGGGACUACUGGAUGUCAUUCUGCUCAUCGUUGCUGUUGUUCUUGGAAUCGGUCAUGGCUCAGUCACACAACGCUCCCACGCAAAUUCCCAACCAGCUGCAGCACAUCUCAUUACUGAGCUGGACCAUCUCUUCGGCAACCACAGCGAUGCCAUGGAGGCAGUGCAAGAGGCCGUGAAUGCAUUAAAGAGAGUGACCAGAAAUCAUGAAAAACUGAAAGUGAAAGUCACUGAGCAGAAGGCCAUUAAUGACGCCUAUCAGAGUCAGCUCGAGAGUCUGCGCAGAGAGAGGAAAAUCCUGCAGGCCAACAUGUCAUCUUUGGAGUGGACCUGUGGCAAGUGUAACAAAGGCUGGACCUAUUUCAAUUCAUCCUGCUAUUACUUCUCUUUUACUAAUUCAUCUGAACGCCGAGAGACAUGGAUGGGCAGCCGAGCCGACUGUGUCAGGCGUGGAGCAGAUCUGAUUGUGAUAGAUCACCCAAGCGAGCAGUCAUAUGUGAGUCAUAUCAGUGAAUCCCUGAGAAGAGGCUACCAAUUCUGGGAACAUAGUCUAUGGAUCGGUGUCACGGACAUGAAACAGGAGGGAACCUGGGUUUGGGUUAACAAUGCCACAGAAUCAGAACAAAGGUACUGGAUCACUGGAGAAACCAACAACUACCACCAGGACAAGAAAUGUGGGGCUACUCUCUAUUCGUCAGCUAAACCCUGGGAGACUCGCUUCAGUGCGAACUGCAACUCACAUUUACACUGGAUAUGUGAAAUGGCACCUAAAUAGACUGCACAAAACACAGUGAUCUUUAUAUGAAUUAAAAAAAACUAGCACAUUA